Messenger RNA from Mercenaria mercenaria, 14156 nucleotides. RefSeq lists its product as uncharacterized. The transcript is spliced from 24 exons. NCBI's taxonomy places the organism in Eukaryota, Metazoa, Mollusca, Bivalvia, Venerida, Veneridae. The coding region runs from base 49 to 10302 and encodes 3417 amino acids. The record is from RefSeq and is a predicted model, not a curated record. Gene Ontology annotation, molecular function: protein binding.
GCUCAACCAUAAAUGAAAUAAAAAAGAAAGGCGUUGAGUAACGACAUCAUGUGGUGUUCAUUGGUUCUGUUUGGAGUUAUAAUUGGGAUCGUUUAUACUGGUGCAAUUUGUCCAUCUUGGUAUUCUUCCAAUUACGGAAAAUGUUAUCGAUACUUCUCAACAAAACGUUCGUGGGAAAAUGCAAGAGAUCAUUGCAGGACAAUGUACAAAGGUGACUUGUUGAGUAUCCAUACAGAUUCCCUGAAACGUGAUGUAUGGAGUCACACUGAGCAGACUGAAGACGGAGAGUUAUGGGUUGGGGCGUAUAGCGGAUACACAUGGUUGGACGGAACAGGAAUACCAUGGAGCUGGUAUUUAGAGGAUGAACCAAGUUCUGAUGGGGAAAAGUGUGUAGAGGUAUGGGCGUCUGGACGUAGUCGUGGAACAGGCCUGAAUGACGAAGAUUGUGAAUAUGACCAGGAGUUUGCGUGCCAGGCCGACGAGUGCUAUUCGAUUGCAAACUGCAUUGAGGACAGUAGAUGUAGUUGGGAAAGUUCUUACUUUAAAAGGGACAUAUGCGAUAAAUGUGAUGCAGGAUAUUAUAGUGGUGGUCAAGGAAAUGGAUGCAUAGUAUGUAAAGCUAUUGCCAACUGCGCAGAAGAAACUUGUACAAGUCCAACAGAUCAGACCUGCAUCACAUGUAUUGACAAUAAUGUGUACUUCAAGUUGACGAAUAAUGCCAAAAGUUGCGACCGCAUGUGUUCGUCUGAUAAACAUUAUUGCUGGCCUGGGUCAUGUAGUGACAGUUUAGCGUCAAACUGUGAGUGCAGCACAGGAUUUAGAAAGCACUCCACGACAAUAGAGACAUUGUGCCAACCGGAAACCAAUCAAGAGAUUAAUAGCUGCCAAACAGUAUUCACAGGACCCAGUGGAGAGAAGAAACGGUUAGCCAGCAAUACGCAAUCUUCGCAUUGCCAGUAUUUGCAGGACAAUUAUGGGAAUUUCCAGCCGACAACAAUUACAUUCAAUAUGACAUCCGAAUUUACGAUAGAUAUUUCAGCACUGACUCGGCCACAAUACAUCCAAACGGAUACGUUUGGAGUAACAGACACAACAGUACUUAUACUAAAGCAAUCAACCUCAGGUCAGGAGACAGUUAUUAGGUCACACCAGAUGAAGACUGACACCACAUCUAGCAGAGAGGCAGAGAGGGUGGUUCAAAACGAUGAAGUAUUAUUAGUUGAUGACUCAAAAUACAAUUUGAUAAAUGGAGAUGCUCUCUGUGUCCAAUACAAAGCAGAAGGUGGAGGCUACUUCGAAAGCAAAAAUCUGUACAGUCUACAAGUUGAAACAGUUACAUAUAAUAAAACGGUAACUACGGAAACGAAAUGCUACAGAUUUGAUAAUGCUCCUCCUGAACAUUGUUCAGAAGGAAAUUUAUGCCAAAAUGAACCUUUGCAAACUGAGGUACAGAUUACACGAUCAGGCAUUGUCGAUAUUGCAUUCCAAGGAUGGUCUGAUCCAGUACCAAAUCAGAAGUUUCCGUCCCAGGCAUCUGGCAUUGAACAUUUUGAAGUGAGAGUAAGCGAGGUUAUCCCGGCGGGCGAUCAGUUAAAAGUUGACACUAGUAUUUAUUACGAAGAAAAGGUGCCUACUUCUUCGACAAAAGACGUCACGCUUAAUCUAACUACUUCUGCACCUAGACUGUUCUCUGUGCUUUUAGAGGUUAAAGAUAUAGCUGACAACAUACGUCAAGCUCGAAGAUUUGUCUUAUCCGAUAGCUCUUCGAUUUUAAAGGUAUGGGAAGAUUAUCCGUUUAUCAUUAAUUCAGCCUCAAGGGAGACGGAGUAUACUUGGCAAACCAACUUCGACAAAGUAUGUCUGACAUGGAAAGAGCAUUUCUACAACGACUUCUAUUUGCACAACCCCUUACUCAGUUCGAUAGAACCGGAUCCACACGGAUUAAUUACAGGCGUAUAUGAGCAUUUAGAAGGGAUACUAUCCGUUCACGGUACACCGAAUGUCCAUGGCAUUAUAAAAUAUUUAGUGUCAUGGAGGCUGAAUGAGGGCUCGGUUACUAAGGAUAUUGAGGUUGAAAAUUUUCUCUACCAAAACGUUUGUCGGGAGUUUGAUCUUAAGGACGGACAGACGUACACGUUUUUCAUCAGUCCAGUAGAUAUUGUUCAAAAUAUUCUAACUGAAAAUAGAACGGUUCAUAUCGAUACAUCUCCACCUCAUAUUGAUGGAAUUGGUCUCAUAAAAGACGGUUAUAAAGGGCUUACUAUACACGACGAAAGAGACUUGUCGAAGAUGGAACUUUACUUUGAAGCUCUGGAUCCACAUAGUGGGAUCCGUAAUGUGGAAUGGUGGUUUGGGACGGAGGACACGGGACAGAAUCUCGAUAGUGGGGUGCUAGGUGUUCAACGUAUUGAAGGGGAUUGCGAAGACAAUACCCAGGCAUGCUACUGCCCAGAUGUUGGAAAUUGUGAAAAUCAUGCCUUCAUCAUACCACUGAAUAAGCUAGUAGUAGCGCACAAGCAUCUCGGUGAUCACAAUCGGAACUACUUUUUCCAGUUAAAGGGAACAAACAACGCACGCAUUUCGGCGACUGAAUAUGUUACAAUACUGGUAGAUUACUCACCACCUGAAGUCGGUGUAAUUCAUGAGGGUUCGGUUGAUGGAAAAGAUAUUGACUACACAAGUGAGGAUACUAUUGCUGUUCAUUGGUAUGGAUUUGUCGAUCAUGAAAGUGGAAUCAAAAUGUAUCGAAUUGGAUUUGCAAAUCGUUGUCUACUUAGGGACGAAUUGUACGAUUAUAAAAACAUAACGGAUAUCAUAGAACAUGCGGAAGUUAGUUCCAUAGAAAACAAUGUACGGAUUGCCGUAGACUUUACAGGAAAAAUAUAUGUGUCUAUUAUAGCAUUCAACAAUGCAAUGGACCCUUCCGAUUCAGUUUGUUCUGAUGGUAUAACUCGUGACAUUGAUCCCCCUAAAUUUUAUAAUCUAUCCGUCGAACAUUUGUCUCUACCUGUUACAUUCCUCUGCCUUGACGAGAAAAUUUGGAUUCUGAACUCAGCGUUUUCUUUAUAUCCCCUUCCAACUGACAAUAGAUGCGAUAUUAGGUGUUCGGUCAGCGACAGCCUAUUGUCUUUUAUUCAUUCUCUUCCUAAAGAGAAAGCUUUCUACACAGACACCGAAGAAAUGUGUGAUAAGAUAACAAGAUAUUCCAAUAACACGGUUCUGUAUCUUCCGAACGAUUACAUAUAUCUUAGUUGGGACAUCGAUAGCGGAAGUCAAAUAGAUAAUUUCUAUGUCGGAAUUGGACUCGAUCCAAGCGAGUCCAACAGUCCUCAAUUGAUACCAUAUACAUCCACAGUUGGAAAAACGCACUUCAAACAUCGGCAUGAAGGCCUAAGCUCAGAUGAAAUAUUUUACGUUUUUGUAAAAGCGGUCAGUAAAUCUGGGUUGGAAGAAGUUAUUACGAUAGGCCCGAUGCUUGUUGACUCCACACCACCACUUUAUUUGAGGAAACCAAAUGUACACAUUCUUGCUGACAACAUCAUGAUAAGUUGGGAAGAGAGUACAUUUUAUGAUAUGGAACAAAAAGAACAGAUAAAUCGAAUAGAAUACACAUUUGGGUAUAAAGAAAAAAUAAUAAGUAACCGUCUGGUAUGGAACCUGAUGACGAAUAAUUCGUGUGGUAACAACGACUGUUGUUGUAUAAAGUAUCCUCUGAAAAAUUUACAGAAGAAGGAUACCGACCUUGGUCUAGAAUUCUACGCGACAUUGUACGUGUAUAAUAACGCCGGUCACUUUACAGAAAUAAGCACGGACGUUUUCAAAAUACCGAGUCGCUAUCCACCAGGCCAUGCUAUUAUUUUUGACGUUAAUCCGAACCUAAUGGAAGUAAAUGGAGAUAUCGAUGCUCACUUUUCCUCGGGAACUCUUUGUACAUAUUGGACAGGGUUUAAACACCAUGAGAAAAUAAAGUUUAAGGUAGGAAUUGGUUCAACCGACAUUGUAGCUGAUAUCGUGCCUUUUCAGAUACAUAAUGGGACAAUGAUGCCAUUCUGUAUAAAUUCUACAAAAGUCCAUGUAAAUCGAAAGUAUCAUACUCUAGUAAAAGCCGAAUGUUCAGGUGGUAGUACUGUAUCGGCAUCAGAUGGGGUAUAUAUUUUAGACACAGAAGAAAAUCUGCUGUCACAAAUAAGCGUUUAUCCUGGAUUUGACUGUGCUUCAGAGUCUCCGAUCGAAGAAUUGCAUAUAUUAAACGUAUCACAGUCAAUCAGUCACGUGAAAUUCGAUACAAAGUUUGAAAUUGGUGGCAUAUUUAGUAUCUUUAUUAGUACCGAUAACGGACCGGUAUCCGUUAUUACAUUGAAUUCAGAUGACGCUAUCUUACUGCCUGAAUUCACAGGUAAAGGAAAAAUAUCCUUUACAACAUCGAUCGAGAAUCCUAUUUUCACUUUGAAUACUGGAGAAGAACGUACUUACAAGACUGUCACUUUGAAAGUUGUGAGAUGCCCAAGUACGGAGGUUUUGUUCAUGAAGAAACAUAUAGCUACCCACUGGACAUCCAGUAUAGAUUCCAAUAUUUCGUCUGUCUGGUACGAGGUGGGGAUAGUUAGAAGUAACAGUGAAAAUGCUCUGGUUAGUGAGCUUGAACGUGAAAGUGGCAAGUCACAUGUAUUUCAAAACGUAAGAUUGUAUCCUUCUGUCGCUUACAAAUUUGCUGUAAAACUCUGUACAAAACAAAGUUGUCUCAGUGCAGUUUACUCAGACAUCUUCUUUAUAGAGGUGGAUCAACCAGUUGGAAAUAUUGAAAUUGCUGAACUAGAUCAGUCCUUCAAUAAAACUUGUUUCGAUAUCAAAAUGACCUGGAUGAGCUUUACAACUGAUAGUGAAAUAUUGUUUUAUCAAUGGAGCAUCAGUAAAGACAGGGAAGCAGCACACAUCGUUACAUCGUGGAAAACAGUUCAACCGUUUGAUGAAAAUAUGAUACACGAGUGUCUUUAUGUGCAGCCUCACGCUUACUCUCAUUUAUUUGGCUGUGUCAAAGCAUAUUCCCUAGCUGGCAGUAGGUCAAUGGCAUGUACGGCUUUUGUCAUACGGAAUCGCUGGACAGCCUAUAAAUAUGUUGUUCAUGAUUUGAAUUCGUCUGCUGAUACAUGGAACUUCGUUUUAAGUAUGGUGCAUAGUUCAGACUUUAGUGACACUGCACGCAGUACUCUUCAUGACAUUGAUAUAGAUAUCACACCGGCAGAAUCGACAGUUGCAGGUGCUGUAAUGGGUACUUACGGCAGAAAUGUUACUUGGUAUCUUAUGACGUCAAAACACGUACCUACACAUUGCUCUCACAACGAAGGAUGUUACUACUUCACUGUUACAGACACUGGCUAUGCGGAAUUUCCAACGAAUACAAUCAAAACGAACGAACUUUAUUACAUUUGCGCUUACUCUAACGAUACACUCCUGCACUUGGAAGACUACAUGGUGUCUCUAGAUGAAUUUUCAUCAUGUAGUAAUGGUUUCAUCAAAGACGAUAUGCCUCCUAUGAAUCCAAAAAUGGUGGUUCGAGUCUCCAACCAAAACGGUUACAUUACAGACACGUCAAGACUGAUUAUACACUGGGAUGUCUUUGAUGAUAAUAUUAAUGCAAGUGUUUUUCACUAUCCAGAGAAUAUUCGUGCGUACAGUUAUGCUAUAGGUAGCAGUAAAGGAAAAGAUGACAUUAAAAAUUUUUCCGAAGUCGGACAUUCUACUGUCGUGGUUGCUCGAGAUGUGAAUAUAAGAGACGGUUUCCCAUUAUACGUAACUGUGAAGGCAAUUGAUUACGCCGGUCUUGAAGGUAUAGCGUUUUCAAGAGAGUUUAUUGUUGAUAAAACUCCACCGGUACUAGGACGAAUUCUCAUAGAGCCUGAGAUGUCCAAUAUAAACACUGUUACUUUUAUCGACCGUGCGGACCUCGUUCUACAUUUGACCGAGUUUACAGAUGAUGAAAGUGGACUUUCUUAUUUCGAGAUUGGUGUUGGAACUCAUUAUUUUCUAAAUAACAUAAUGUCAUUAACAAAAUACGAUAUGAAUGUGGUGCAGCUAGAACUUGGCGACAGUUUACUUAUUGAUGGACGCACAUACUUUGUAAACGUAAAGGCUGUCAAUAAUGCAGGACUUCCAAGUACUUUUGUAACUGGGAAAAUAAUAAUAGACCGAUCCGCUCCAACAGGAGGCCAUGUGAUUGAUGGAGAUUCUUUAAAACAGGUAGACGAUGAUUUCAUCAAUGAUAUCUUUAAUGUUGGAGCACAAUGGAGAGGAUUCGCGGAUCCUCACAGUGGAAUUUACCACUAUCGGUGUGGGUUUGGUACAAAGCCAUACGUGGAUGACAUUCGCAAUUUUAUCAAUGUCGGUUUGAGGGAAAAUAUAACGUGGACCGGUCCAUUCGUUUCUGGUCAGACAUACUACACUACUGUAGAAGCCUGUAAUCACGCUGGGCAGUGCCGGUCAGUGUCUUCAGACGGCGUAACACAGGACAACUCACCUCCUAUUCCGGGAGUGGUAAGAAUUGGAUCAGAAGAUUUUCAUCACAAAUAUUAUGCACAUACUAACUGGCUCCAUGUUCACUGGGUUGGUUUCGAAGACCCACAGUCGCGAAUUGAUCAUUAUGAAGUUUGUGUUGGAACUUUGAUAGGAGAAUGUAAUAGCAUGCAGAAGUUUAAUACUGGGCUGAAGACAAAUAUCAUUAAAACAGAACUUAAUUUGCCAGUAAAGACAAACCUUUAUGCAACCGUAACGGCUUAUAAUAAAAUUGGAAUGAAUGUUUCCUACACAUCAGACUCAUUCCAAAUUGAUGACAGUCCACCAGUAGUUGAACAAAUACCUCGUUUUAUUAACCCUUUAACAUUUAACGAAGAGCCAGUUGUUCAGUGGGAAAAGUCAAUCUUAAAAAUAUCAUGGUUGUUCAAAGAUCAAGAAAGCCCUAUUAUAAAUCAUAGAAUCUCACUCUACACGCACCACGAGGGUCAUACUCCUGUCGAAUAUAUAUAUGUAGGAUCGCAAAAUAAUUUUACAAUAAAUCUUGAGCAUAAAGAAUGGUUGCAAAAUGGUGAUAUUUAUUAUGUCAAGGUCACUUCUUGCAAUGCUGCAAGUCUGUGCAGUACGUCACAGUCGGCUGAUUUACUUAUAGAUACAACUCCACCCCAUGUUGGUGGUUUCAAACAACCUUUAAAGUGGGCUAAUUAUAAAGACGCCUUGAAUGGAACUGAAACAAAUUUAACUCUGACAUGGUAUGGAUUUCAUGAUCAAGAAUCACUUGUCAAAAGCUUUUACGUAACGGUUAGUAGGUCUUAUAUCGGGCAUGAAUUAACUGGGGGAAUAUUUACUUUCAACACUGAAAAUAUAACAAAUGAAUAUACAAGUGAGAUACAUCUUGCUGAGAAUAUCUUCCAAGACGAACUAUUAAUUCUGUCAAUUUGGGCCGAAAACCAAGCUGGGCUCAUGAGUUCUGUCGCCCGUAUUUCAGUGUACGUUUUAUCUGAAACGACGAAUGAUGACGAAAGUUUAAAACAUGGAACACUUGAAAUCGAAAAACAUUCUUGCGAUAUUCAUUUUUGUAAUAAGGACUGCACAUGUGCAGUAUUCGGCCAACCAUGCAUUUACUUCGAGUCCAAUUUAAUUUGCAAUGAAAUCAAUUCCUCAGUUGUAAAUUCUCUUGGAUAUCCCACUGUUGACGUGCGAUUUGGGUAUACAUUUGAACAGAAUCAAACUGUUACAGCGUCAUCGUCAUGUUUGUCUGGAACCUGGAAAUUCGCAAAUAGUCUUCAUAAUGCUAUAGAACGGUAUGAAUGGAGUAUUGGACUGGCAGGUCAGCCUGUUGGGGAGGGAAUAUUUGAUCUGAGAGCAGAGCAACCUUGGAAUGAUGUCGGAAUUCGAGAGGAAAUAACACAUUGCUUACCAGUAAAUCGGCGUUUAAUACAUUCAGAAAGUUAUAUUCUUCAUAUACGUGCAUGGUAUAGUCAUGACGAAUAUGCAACGUUCACGUCCAGACCAAUUAUGAUAGACCAGUCUGCGCCGGCUGUAACAAGAGGGAAAUUUAUUAAAGAUUCAGAUGUUUCAUGCAACUUAGAUUACGAUUUCAUAGAUUGGACACAGAAUAUCACAGCCUGUUGGUCAGGGGUUUUUCGUGAACAACAAGGAAGUAUCACCCAUUACACUGUUGCCCUUGGAACACUACCAAAUGCUGAUGACGUUUUCCCCAAAAGACAUGUUGGUCUAGCUAGUGAUUUCACGCUACGGAAAAUGUCUUUCACACAUGGUACAAAAUACUUCUUCACAAUUACAGCCUAUAACACCGCUGGACUUAGUACCAGUCUCGCAUCUGAUGGUUUCUUAGUAGACACAGACAACCCAACAGAAGGCAUUGUUUAUAACACUAUUCAUAUGAAAAACACAGAAUUCCAAUCUUCAGAUUCUAGUAUAAGUAUAUCUUGGACUGGUUUUACUGAUCACUUUUCUGGAAUAUAUCGGUACCAAGUCGCUAUUAGUGACACCGAUAACAAAGAAGCUUUUGAAAAUCUUAUUUUCGUACCUGUUGGCCUUAACACUUUUCAUACGUUUAACAAUAUUUAUUUAGAACAAAACAAAACUUACUACGGAGUCGUCAAGGCAUCAGAUGCCGCUGGCCACUUAAGUAACGAAGCUGUUUCACCUGGUAUAACGAUAGAUGGAACUAAACCUACUGGCAUCAAAUGCAAUGAUUUUAGAUACAUUAAGAAUGACACUUUUGUAUUCAACGGAUCAGGGGAAUCAACGGCUGAGUUAAUGGUCAACGUUUCAAAGAAUGACUUGAUUCGUGUUUCUAUGAGAGUUGAUAGCCCCGAUCUUCAUACAAAGAUGAUUAUAGAAGUUGGGGCCGAAACUACCUAUCUUGAUGGACUGCGCCUUCACGAUGGACAAAUAGAAUUUAAGUACACAUUCUUUGCGCAGGAAUCACUAGAGACAAAGAUUAUCUUCAGGGUAUCAUCGAAAGAAGAUUCACGACUGUCGGUUUUCGUCUAUCGAUGUACAUCCUUUGAGGCUGAUGAUCAAAAUGCAGUUUCCGUCACUCAAACGGGGCUUAGUGUCUUGAACAUAGACAUGUAUGUUUCUGACAAGGAAAGUAACAUUUGCUCGCUUCAGCUAGGCGUUGGAACGACACCUGGUGGAUUUCAAGUGCAGUCUUUAAAAACUUUUCACCACAACAUCAAUCAUGCAAUCGUUACAGCAAACAUUGGUCAUAGGAGUCCAAUUCAUGUGACUGGAAUUGCUGAAAACUGUGCUGGCCUUAGAUUAAUAUUUAAAGCUGGACCCCUAAUAAUGGACCAUACUGCACCUUUCAUUAAUGAUGUACAUACGUCGAUCAAAGUGUACUCUAGUUCGAAUGCCACAUUGGAACGAUCUUUUUCGAUUGAAGCUUCAUGGCAAGCAAAAGACUACGAAAGCGGUGUUAAAUAUUGCUUUUGUGCCAUAGAAACUUAUCCUGGAGCUCAAGAUGUUAAACCAUUUUGGAUUGCGAACUCUCCGUCGUUCUGCCUUUCCGGAGACUUGAAACUUACAGAUGUUAAAAUAGUCAGUGUCACAAUCAAAUGUGCGAACAACGUGGAGCUGACUUCACUACACACUACUAAUCCACAAGCUGUAACACUUGACCCUCCGAGCACUGAACGGGGACAUGUGUAUAUUUUGCCUUCAGACAGUGAUAACAUUGCAUUAAACACUAAUCUAAAGACAUUCUUACAGACAAGCAAAAGCACUUUUAAAAUUGGUUGGUCCGGCUUUGAAGAUGCAUCAGAUAUUACUUUAUAUGAAUACAGUUUAACUAGGAGUGGAAAACGGGUCUUUUCCUGGCAAAACGUGUACGCACGGGAUGUUAUUACCCUGUAUGGUCUGAAUCUUGAUGCAAGAAGCAGCUAUACUGCCGAGGUAAAAGCGACGAACAAAUAUGGUUUGACUAGCAAAAUUAUUUCGUCAAAUGUUACAGUUCUCGAAGAAAGACCAAGGCUAUCUGGAAAGUCCGUAUCCAUCAGCAAACAAGCGAAUCAGAUGACACUAGAUUGGGGCCAGGUAUUUACCACAUUCGAAGGGAUUCCUGUUUCGUACUCGCUGGUUAUAGGUACUAAGAAGGGAUUCACGGAUGUCGUCGACAUCGUAGACUUUACAGCAAGUACGACAACUGUCACAGUACCAAGGUCGACAUUGCUUACACCGAAUCCGACUCACCUUUUCAUUACAAUUGCGUGUUCGUUUCCAUUCGGGCUUGUCGAAUUGUAUGAAAAGACAUACACAAUUUAAGAUUUAUUAUCAUAUUAUAUUGCAUCUCUUCUGUGAAUAUUUUAAAUGUUUGAUAACAUAAUUCAAGGUCUUUAAAAUGUGUGCCUUUAUUCUAACAUUUUGUAGAGAGUUUUUAAAGUGUUAAGCGUAUCAUUGUAUAGGGAAAUGAUUCACAAACAUGAAUUUUGAAAAUAUAAAUCAAAAUCGAGUAUUAAAAUAUUAGUUAGACUUUUCUACUUUACAUCAUUUACAUUACAAAAUUAGCUAGUUCGUGCUUAUUACUCUCAGAAUCACAAUAAAUUUUCAUAUAACUUGACACUAUUCCGGAGACGUGCCCUUUUAUAAACGGAAGUGUACGAAUAUAUAAUGUGAUUAACUGUAUCAUAUCUUUCGGAAGUUUAGAUAAAUAACAUUUAUUCUGAAGCUUGUGUAAAGCUAAACGGAAAGUAGAUUGUCCUUGGUAGCUUAAGUUCCGAUUAUGAUGAUCUUGAUAGUGAAAGUAAUAUUGUGAAUAAGAGGCUAAUGUGCCAUAACUUAACAUAGCUAUGAAAUUUGCAUUUACAAGGAUCGUUGAAUAAAUACAUAGGCUCUAUCUAUAACUUCAAAAUCAGUCAAUCAGAGACGUUUUUAGUUUGUAUCAUUUUGAAAGGGAGUGUCCCUGCUUCGUAUAUUCCAACAGUUAUUACCAAGGUUGUCCUGUGAAUAUUUCUUUACGUAAGGCGUAUGCUAUGCAGCCCGCGUCAGUGACGUCUUCAUAACGUCAACUCUAAUUACAUUUUUUCAAAAUAUAAUUAUGAUUUAAAACUAUUGAAAACAUACUAAUCUUUAUGUUAAACUCCGUACGUCAUAUGUAGAAUAAGAAUAUUAGGCUUCGCUAAGGUAUCAUUCUCGGUUAUUUACCUGCAGCAUUUAGAUUUUGGAUUUCUGUUUCAUUCAUUUCAUUCGAAACCUAAAACGAUCGAUUUAGAGAUAUAUUAUGUCUUAUCAAGCUAUUACAAUUAAUGCUGGCGGACGAUUGAGCUAUAUUCUUUCCUACAGUAAUUCAAAAAUGAGUGUUGGUUUUUUCCCAAAUUCAUGUAAAAUUUAAUGAUUGCUUAGAUUUCUAGAUGUUUUUGUUACGUUAUUUUUAUAUAAGACCACAUAAUACUGCCCUAGACAAAAGGUUAUUUGUCUUUAUUGACCGAUUGACUUUUAUGGAGACAUCACUUGAAUAUUAUAAAACAUAUUCAAGAUGUCGAUGUGAUUUUCAUUUGAAAAAGGUUAUGUAAUGCAAUAUGCGUUUAUUGGUGUUUUUACAUUUAAGACGUCAAAACUGCAACUGGGUGGCUAGCGUGUUGCUACGGUUAUUUGAUAAAGUUUAAUUUUGUAAUGUGUGAUGUAAUUCUUUUUCAAUAAUUACAAUUGCAAGCGGAUUUGAUAUGUUACUGUUUAUACAUGUACCAUUUAUACUAACUUACACAUAUUUGUUUCAAAGUUGUAGAGCCAUUCUAGGUAUUUAUCAAACAACUUUUGUAGACCUGUACAUCAACACAGUUUUUGAAACCUACGUCUUGAAAAUUGUGUAUUAGUUAUAUUAAUCAGAUGCUUUUGUGAACGUGUUCACUAUUUCUAAUUGUUUUCCUUAUCAUAUCUCAUUUUUCAGUAUACAAACGCAUGUUUGUGCUGUUCACCUUGUACGUAUUAAACUCUUACGAGAUUUAUAAAUUGACAUUGUAACUACAAAGGUAACUAUUGAGACAAAGUGCUUUGAAUUCUAUACAAGCGUAUGAGAAACCAUUUUUCAGAAUACUGCUACUAGAAUGCAACUAAGUUUAGAUAUGCUCGUUUUGAAACUUGAAAAACAAUUAUAUGCUACAUGUAUUAGCAGAAGGAAUGCUCACAGGCGCAAAGUAGCAAGUUCUUUCACAGCUGUAAUUUUAGAGUUAGCUGUGUUUUGCUUAUUUUUUACAAUGUGUAUAUUUGGCCUUUAAGUAACUUGUUUUGCGUCUUCGUUUCUCUUGUUGCUCUGUCUUCUGAAAAGGCAUUGAGUACAUACGUUUUUGGUUCUUAAGGUUUGUUUUUUAUAUAUUUAUACACGAGCAUUUUUGUGUUUUACAUGCCAUGCCUUUUUGUUUCCAUUACGUGUGUAAGAGAUUCACCUGGAGGGGAUUACUUUUAUUUACACUGUCCCAUGUCUUUGGAACAUGGUGGGGGUAAGAGUGAGGUUAGGUGCACCAUAAACCGGUUUAAGCUCCCCAGUGGUGUUUUUGCCACUGACCGUUCCAAGGCGGUGCCCCACUGUGUUCCUUUGUUUGUUCGUUUCGUCUUAUGUGUUGGCUUUGUGUGCGUGUGUGUUGUUCGUUUUGUCCUUAUGUGUUGGCUUUGGGUGUGUGUGUAUGUGUGUGUGGUGCACGCGUCUGCGUGCUGGGGGUUUCGUUUUGAGGAGGCUGCGUUUUUGGUGCGUGGCAUUCCCUGUUUGAUAUUAUUCUUUGUUUUUAUGAUUUUAACUGAAUGUGCAUCCAUCAUCAAGAUUACUAGAUCGUAAGAACUCAUCCAUUAUUUCUAUUUUUCAGAGAUUUCCCCGUUACGAAUUAUUAACAAGUAUUUAUGACAGUUUUGUGUUAAAGAAUAUAUAGUUCUGUUUAAUAAACAAUUUGAGGCAUGUUAAAUAUUAUCUGCAGCCCUUGAAGUUGAUCUUGAAGUUGAUAUAGUGCGUGUAUGUCCAGUUUUUAAGUAUUUUUCAACAAUUUUGCAGUCAUAUAAACGCCUGUUUCUACUUGUGUCAGUGAGCACAAUGCUCAACUUUACAGUGUUGUCUGACGCCAUAGAAACCUGACAUGAUAUUCCAUCCAGUCACAUUAUACUGACACCGGGCUGAUCAAGCCUAGCACUAUCCUUUUAAUGCUGAGCGCCAGGCGAGGCAGCUACUAGUACCAUAUUUACGUCUUUGGUAUGACGCAGCCGGGGAUCGAACCCUAUUUCAUAUGUUCCGUACGUUUUUAUCAGAGUUAUAUUAGUCAGCUGAAAAGACGCUGGACAUAUCAACUGGUUUUCAUACUUACCAGUAAAACAUCAUCUUCUAACUGAAACGUACAUUCGUAUAUAUUUUUGUUUAUUGUGUGUGUAAUGAUAUAAUUAUAUUUUUCAAAGUUAAUCUCUCCGUCUUAUAUGCCUAAUUAACCGUGCAUCGCAUUGAUUAAUCCUUUACACUUUGAUUUUUUAUCUUGCUCUUGAGUUUCUUGAUAUACAUGUAUGUUUAAAUUCCAGCUUGUAUUUGUUUGCUGUUGCAACUGUGACAAUGAAUAAUUUGUAUUCAUCAAUAUAUAUAUAUUCGUUCCAUUCAAAAUUGUAUAACGUUCAUAUUUUAGUUAGGCAGAUACAGGGACGUACAUUGUCAGUGUCAAAUCUGCAGGCUUUGUUUAGUUCAACUACUUUAGUCCACAAAGUCCCCAGUACAUCUGCUAAUAAAUUGCACUACUAGACUGUAUCAGUUAUGAUUCUGCCAUUUACGAUGAUAAAGAAGACUCAAAAUCAGAACUAAAUAGUAAGCAUAGCAUAAUUUAAUACUAAAUUUAAAAACCAAUAGUAAAUAUAGAUAGAAAAAAUAUUUCUAAAAUGAGAUCUUUAGUAUAAUUAGUCUGUUACGUUAAAGUCAGAGACAGCUUGAUUUGCGCUUGUAUGAUUCAAUUUAUGUAAAUUUGUUUUGUAAACAAUUCAACGGAUUUUUAUGCAGGAAAGGAAAAGUCGGCUAGAUAGAUGUAUGGAUGUAGCUCUUCUGCCUAUGUAUUAUGAUGCCGAGUUUAUUGUUGUUUUCAGUAUAUAUUAAGUUAUUACUUCUGCACCUUGUUCAUUUAUCUAUAUUCACGCACCUGAAUUAAAGGAUUUCUCUAACUGUA